Molecule: messenger RNA, 795 nt
Organism: Strongylus vulgaris
Lineage: Eukaryota; Metazoa; Nematoda; Chromadorea; Rhabditida; Strongylidae
Source: the annotation of a GenBank genome assembly
AUGUCACGAAGGGGAGUUCCGCACUCCAUCACUUGUAAUAAUGCGCCGACCUUCAUGCUUGCAGAGACUCCCUUCACAGCGUUGAAGGAAUGGACGAAAUUCAUGUCACGAAGGGGAGUUCCGCACUCUAUCACUUGUGAUAAUGCGCCUACCUUCAUGCUUGCAGAGCGCAUUCUUACAGAUUCCCUUCACAGCGUUGAAGGAAAGGACGAAGUGGAACAAUUCAUGGCUAACGCGCACAUCAAAUGGCGGAAAAUUACGCCAUAUGCGCCAUGGCAAGGAGGAUUCUAUGAACGUCUUAUAAAGGAUGUCAAGCAGGCAUUAUACAAAGCGUUGGGUAGAAAAAUUCUAGAUGAAGACGCAUUGAGAACUAUCUUGAUAGAGAUAGAAGGAAGUCUCAACAAUAGACCGCUCACAUAUCAGGAGGAGGAUUUUGGUGAAUUAGUCUCUAUUCGACCGGUAGACUUUCUCCAAAACCGGAUAGUUAUCACCUACUUGAUGGAGGACACGCAAAACGAUGCAGAAGACCCCAAUUUCACACCGCCGGCAGAAGUCGCUCAAAUAAGAACUAGACGAGAAGCAGAAGAGGCCUUAAAGACAUCAUAUGAAGUUACAGAACGCUUCUGGGAGCUAUGGAAGGACUCGUACCUAACUUCGUUGAGGGAGCAACAUAAUCGAUAUCUUAACCAAGGACGAAGUUCACCAAAGAAGCCACGAGUAGGGCAAGUGGUCCUACUGCAAGAACCGUUUCUUCCCAGGAAUACGUGGAGAUUGGGAAGAAUAACAGGACUCGGA